Messenger RNA from Mugil cephalus (flathead mullet), 1148 nucleotides. RefSeq names its product endonuclease domain-containing 1 protein-like. The transcript is spliced from 2 exons. The coding region runs from base 6 to 911 and encodes 301 amino acids. The record is from RefSeq and is a predicted model, not a curated record. NCBI's taxonomy places the organism in Eukaryota, Metazoa, Chordata, Actinopteri, Mugiliformes, Mugilidae. Gene Ontology annotation, molecular function: nucleic acid binding; hydrolase activity; metal ion binding.
CAGCGAUGGUACCUACGCCUGCAAACUGUGCCGUAUCCCUGGCUGCUAUUGUGACCGUGCUGACCUGUGGGCUUCUACGGGGAGCCCAGGCGGGAGUGGUGGGGGACUUCAACCAUGUGGAGCGCUGCAAGGACUCCCUCUACAUGGGAACUCCACCGCGAGGCUACCUCAGCAACUCCUUCAAGAAGAUUUGCCAAAGGUACGGAGAUAAGCCCCGCUAUGUCACCCUGUACGACUCCCGCAGACACAUCCCCAUCUACUCUGCCUACACGUUCAAGAAGUCAGACGGGGAGAAGAAGGUGGACUUCCCUUGGAUGUUUGAACCUCAGUUGGCCUCAGAAAAAAGCAGCAGUAACAUGGAGCCGUUCCCCCAGUCUUCAAACAUGCACAUGAACUUCGAGGACACCCAGGCGGUCCUGGAGGACUACGCCGACGUGGUUCAGUACGAGCGCGGCCAGCUCAACCCUGACGAACACCAGGCUGACCCCUUAGACAAAGCCUCCACCUACAGCUUGACCAACGUCAUACCGCAGAUCAGGGAGUUCAACUUGGGUCCCUGGGCAGAACACCAGGACCUAAUCCGUAAACGCCUCAACAACUACUGCCGCGGCAAAGCCUUCGUCGUCACCGGGAUCACCACUUCCGGGCAUACGAUCCGUCGCAACAACCUGGACCGGGUGGCCGUACCGGAAUACGUGUGGUCGGCCUACUGCUGCACGGAAUUCGACCAAAACGCCCCUUACUUUGUGCGCUACAAGUUCCCCGUGUUCGGAUCUUACGGGCUGAAUGAUCGCGUCAACAACCACAUGGUGGAAGUUCCUCUCAAGAACCUGGAGAAGUUCCUCAAAGGGAGGAUGGACGUGGACAAGAACUUCCAGAUUUUCUACAACGACUGCGUGCCGGAUAACUGAGAAAACAAAGCAUGGUCUCUGUUAGAAGUGAAGUUUAAAGCAUUGCAGGGGUUUAGAUAGUAGAGAGGAAAGAAACUAAGAUGUGCUGUCAGAUUAUAUUAUAUAGUGGAAGGAAUAAAAUGGCAAAGAGUCUGAACUGAGUCUGUCUUUUUUAAUCUAAACCAUAGGUCUUCAACAGGGGGUUCGCGGAAAAUACUGCAGGGAGUCGCAAAAUCUUUGGUUGAUUUAGACUUUUUA